ACAUACUUUAAGUUCCAGUCACGACUGAUCUAUCUAUUUUUCGAAAUAUCCAACACUUUGUGAUCUAAAAAACCUCCUCAAAAUGGACGCCAACAUGAACAACCUGCUCAAAUGGAGCAUCAAAGCUUCCACCGAAAACCGCGCCGACGACGGUGACAACAACGGAGCUGCCGCUGCUGCUGCUGCUGCUGCUGCUGCUGAUGGUACCACACAGCCCUCCAGCGCCGCUUCGCGCGGUCUCAAUCCCGAGAUGCUUUCCGCCCUCUUCGGCGGUCCCACCGACGCCGACCUGAUGAAAGCCUCUAUGGAGGCUCUGCGCUCCGAUGAGGUGGAUCUCGAGAACAAGCUGAUCGCGUUCGACAACUUCGAGCAGCUGAUCGAGGGCAUCGAUAAUGCCAACAACCUGGAGCCCUUGGGCCUGUGGACUCCUCUGGUGGAGUUGCUGCAGCACGAGGAGGCGGAGAUGAGACGCAUGGCGGCCUGGUGUAUCGGAACUGCGGUGCAGAAUAACGAGAAGGCACAAGAUAAGCUCGUCGUCCUCAACGCCCUUCCGAAGCUUGUGACGAUUUCCACCACCGAUUCUACCCCCAAUGUUCGCAAGAAGGCCAUCUACGCCAUCUCCUCCGCGGUCCGCAACUACCAACCUGCCAUGGAUGAAGUAACCAAGAGCCUGCCUGAGGGCUACUCUCGUGACAAGAUCGACGCUGGCGACAUGGAUGCUGUGGAUGCGCUCAUGGACAAGCUGCGUGCUCACCAGGUUGAGUCUGCUUGAGCGGCUUGGCUCUGAAGACCAAUAAUAUAGGGUUGUCGCACGCCCUGCACGAAUUCGUCACCUGCUGUAAACGGCCGUGAAGGCCGGGUUAUUAGGCUUGUCGGAUCAUAAAUUACCAGAGCAUAUUCACAGCUCGCCGACGUUGAACUGCUUCCGAGCACAAUCAGGCGACUGCAUAUCUUCCAGAGUGUCUUUCCUGGCUGCUGAUAGAGCUGCCUGUCGAUCUGGGAAUAGAACCGCCUGGCGACAAGCACUUGGCUUGGGUCCAUGAUGGGACCUGGACCUCUAUGAACCAGAUUAUGUCCCGCACUUGGGGCGGGAUCAUCCGCUUACAUGGCUCUGCAUGUCAUGAGUCCUUACUGCUAUGCAUGAGAAUAUACCC
Molecule: messenger RNA, 1154 nt
Organism: Aspergillus aculeatus ATCC 16872
Lineage: Eukaryota; Fungi; Ascomycota; Eurotiomycetes; Eurotiales; Aspergillaceae
Gene: fes1
Product: Hsp70 nucleotide exchange factor FES1
Exons: 2
Coding region: 83-772 (229 amino acids)
Source: RefSeq, a predicted model, not a curated record